AUGCUUUUAGAUAACUUGGCGUCUCUCUUUCGUUUCCUUUUUGGUCUCACCCAAUUUUUAAUUCUUCAAUUUCGCCCUCUCUCUCUCACUCUCUCUGUCUCACCCCUCUCUCUCUUUCUAUUACCUUCUUUCAUAUUUUUCUUUCUUACACACAUGCUUUUCUCGCCACCAUUCCUCCUUUGCCCUCUUCCCCUCUAUUUUCUUCCAUUGUACAUUUUUGCACUCAACAUCUCCCCUUUUAGGUCUCUACUCAUUUCUUUCGCAGCAGUACCUUCUUCAGCUCUCUCUCUCUCUCUCUCUCUCUCUCUCUCUCCGUCUCUCACCUCUUUUCUCUCUCUCACUGUCUCUCUCCUCUUGAAAAUUUCUGUUUGUAACUCUCUCAAAAUAACCCCAUUUCGGUAUCUCUCUGUUUUUCUCCCUUUAUUUCUUACUUCAGCUCUCUUCCCCCCCUCUCUUCUGUGUCUCUCUCCUCUUGUACAUUUCUGUCUCUCUGCCUGUCUCUCUUUCUCUCUCUCCUCUUGCACAUUUCUGUUUGUAACUCUCUCUCAAAAUAACCCCUUUUCGCUCUCUCUCUCUCCUUGUCUGUCUCCCUCUCUGUCUCUCUCCUCUUGUACAUUUCUUAUCUAUCUAUCUAUCUAUCUAUCUAUCUAUCUAAUUACCUAA
Messenger RNA from Acanthosepion pharaonis, 663 nucleotides. The record is from the annotation of a GenBank genome assembly. Lineage: Eukaryota; Metazoa; Mollusca; Cephalopoda; Sepiida; Sepiidae.